UUAAGGGAUAACCAGAGGUACACGUCUCAAAUUCACCAUAAUCAAGCAGAACCUGCUGGUGGUGAUCUCUGAAAUUGCUCAGUGAGCACACCUAAUUAACCUGAUUUUUUGCUGAUAAUCAUUCUCAAUGGAAUCAAAUCAAAAAUCCGGGGAAGGAUUGGCCGCAACUCAGAAGGAAGCCGCACUGCGUGCAUUGAUUCAGCGCACAGGAUAUAAUUUGACGCAGGAAAAUGGCCAGAGAAGAUAUGGAGGUCCUCCUCCAGGAUGGGAUGGUCUACCUCCAGAACGAGGCUGUGAGAUCUUCGUUGGCAAACUUCCUCGUGAUCUUUUUGAGGAUGAACUCAUACCAUUAUGUGAAAAGAUAGGGAAAAUCUAUGAAAUGAGAAUGAUGAUGGACUUCAAUGGAAAUAAUAGGGGGUAUGCAUUUGUAACCUUCACCAACAGACAGGAUGCCAAGAAUGCAAUUAAACAACUAAAUAAUUAUGAAAUUCGAAAUGGGAGACUUCUGGGGGUCUGUGCCAGUGUAGACAACUGCAGGUUGUUUGUUGGUGGCAUCCCAAAGACCAAGAAGAGAGAAGAAAUUUUAGUGGAAAUGAGGAAAGUAACAGAUGGUGUUACUGAAGUGAUUGUCUACCCCAGUGCUGCAGAUAAAUCUAAGAAUCGUGGAUUUGCCUUUGUAGAGUAUGAAAGUCACCGUGCUGCAGCUAUGGCCAGGCGGAAAUUGUUACCAGGGCGCAUUCAAUUAUGGGGUCAUCCAAUCGCAGUGGACUGGGCAGAACCAGAGGUUGAAGUUGAUGAAGAUACAAUGUCAUCAGUUAAGAUUCUUUAUGUCAGAAAUCUCAUGUUAACAACAGCGGAGGAGACGGUAGAGAGAGAAUUCAAUAACAUUAAACCAGGUUCAGUUGAACGGGUGAAGAAAAUUAGAGAUUAUGCCUUUGUACACUUUAACAAUCGCAAUGAUGCUGUUGACGCCAUGAAUGCUUUAAAUGGCAAGAUUAUAGAUGGAUCUCCCAUAGAAGUUACCUUGGCUAAGCCAGUAGACAAGGACAGUUAUGUGAGGUAUACCAGGGGAACAGGAGGAAGAGGAGGUGCCAUACAAGGAGAAUAUACUUAUACCAUUGGCCAUGUCUAUGAUCCAAACACAGCCUAUCUUGGAGCUCCUGUCUUCUAUGCUCCACCUCCAUAUGCUGCAACGAUCCCAAGUAUUCCUUUCCCCCCAGCAAAGGGCUAUGUCAGCAACCGUGGCCUCAUCCGUCCUCCUUCAGUCAGAGAAAUUUACAUGAGUGUACCUGUAGGGGCUGCGGGAGUUAGAGGACUGGGAGGUCGGGGAUACCUGGCAUACACUGGCCUGGGCCGCGGCUGCUUUGGAUACCAAAUGAAAGGAGACAAGCGGGGAGAUGAGAAACUUUAUGACAUUUUGCCAGGAAUGGAGCUAACACCAAUGAGUGCUUUAAAGCCACAAGCCAUCAAACCUGCACCACAGGUGCUGGAGGAAAUCUGUCAAAAAAAUAACUGGGGUCAGCCAGUAUACCAACUGCACUCUGCAAUCGGUCAAGACCAGAGACAACUGUUUCUAUAUAAAAUCACCAUUCCUGUCCUUGCUAGUCAGAACCCUGCUAUCCACCCAUUUACUCCUCCAAAACUUUGCAUAUCUGUGGAUGAAGCAAAAAACUAUGCAGCAGAGUAUACACUUCAGACCUUAGGAAUCCCAACAGAGACAGCUGAGCCACCAGCAGCCUUUGCCGGAUAUGCCAUAGCUAGCUCACCAGCUGCAGUGGCUGCUGCCACCCAACUGAAGCAAGCAGUCGCCUUGGGACAAGACCUUGCCGCUUAUGCCACCUACGAAGCCUAUCCGGCUUUUGCUUUAGCAGCUCGAGGAGAUGCAUAUGCUACAUUUUAAGGAUUACAUCGCCUCCAGUUAAGCCCUCCUGUAUGUGGUGAACGUGAAUGAAAUCUGAGGUUUUCCUUUAAUGUGAUGUCA
Molecule: messenger RNA, 1981 nt
Organism: Nanorana parkeri
Lineage: Eukaryota; Metazoa; Chordata; Amphibia; Anura; Dicroglossidae
Gene: A1CF
Product: APOBEC1 complementation factor
Exons: 12
Coding region: 128-1900 (590 amino acids)
Cellular component (GO): nucleus
Molecular function (GO): mRNA binding
Source: RefSeq, a predicted model, not a curated record